Cotesia congregata is the source of this 417-nucleotide messenger RNA. The record is from the annotation of a GenBank genome assembly. NCBI's taxonomy places the organism in Eukaryota, Metazoa, Arthropoda, Insecta, Hymenoptera, Braconidae.
AUGAAAAUGUCGAUAAAUAUUUACAAAAUCACUUUAUUUUCAAACAAACAAAAUUAUUCUUGGUUAACAGUUAAAAUGAAUUCGACUAUGGUAUGGAAGAAAGUUAUUGGUGUAAGAGCCCAAAAAUUUCAAUCUUACAAGCAAUUAAUUGUUGAAAAUUUGAAUUUAAAUCAUAACCAAGCAUCAUCUGUAUUGAGUAAGAAUACUCAUAUUUUAGAUAUACCUAAAGAAAGAAUAAUAAGAAAUUGUGCAAUAUGUCAGCAUCAUGGAGUACAUUUUGAUAACGUAGACGAUUCUAGUUGCCAAUUUUUAGAAAUGACUAAAGAACAAUUGGAAAAUACAAUUGCAAUAUUGAAAGAAAUGGGUGCUCAAUAUAUCAACACUUGUAUACUGAACAGAAAAUCUGGUAGUUUAUAG